GGGAAGGGAGGGGGCGCACGCACCAGGGGAACACAGCCCGCGCUGCUGCCUGCAACCGCCGCCGCCGUGGCUCCUGGCCUUGCUCCGACACUCACCGUCCGCUUCUUCUUUAGCUGAGCUAGGCGAAGCGAACCUGCAACCGCCAAGCUAGCACUGCGUGGGUUGCUGCAUCGCGUCGCUGAUGGCCGCGGCGCACCCCUCGUCGUCCGCGCGGGCGCGCGCGCCGCUGCCGGCGCCGGCGCCGGCGGCUCGCCCAUUGCAUCCCCUCGCCGGCCUGGAGGAAGGGGAAGCCGUGGCGGCCGCCGCUCACCCCGGCGCGCACCGGGUGCGGCGCAGGGGGAGGAAGCAGAAGCAGCUCUGGCCCAAGACGGUGCUGCGGAAGUGGCUCAACAUCAGGUCGCCGGAGUCCGACUUCAGCGCCGACGAGGGCGACACCACCGACGACACCGACAGCGAGGUCGAGUACGAAGAGAUGUGUGCCUGGGAACGCAAGUUACAUGAUGAAGAGAGGAACCACCGUGGACUUGGUGCUGAAACUAUUGGAAACCAACUAGGGCCAGUUCCCUAUGGGCUCCAUAGAAGGCGCAAGUCAGAGACCCUCCGUGCACAAUAUAUAGAUGUCAGGGAACUAAGGAUAUGUGCGGGAACAUGGAAUGUUGCAGGCAGACUUCCGCCUGAUGACUUGGAUAUUCAAGAAUGGUUAGAUAUGGAGGAGCCAUCUGAUAUAUAUGUUCUUGGGUUUCAAGAAAUUGUUCCAUUAAAUGCUGGGAAUAUAUUUGGUGCUGAAGACAACCGUCCUAUUGCAAUGUGGGAGAAUAUUAUUCGUGAAACUUUGAAUAAGAUCAGCCCAGAUAAACCAAAAUAUAAAUGCCAUAGUGAUCCUCCUUCUCCAUCAAGGUUCAAGCCAUCUGUUGAUGCUUUCAUUAUGGAAGAUGAACUUAUUAGUGAGUCUGAUAGCGAAAGUGAUGGGGAGGUGCAUCCGUUUAAUGACCAAGAUUUGAUUGCUUCUGUUGAUGGCAUUCAUGGUAACACAUGUGAACGCCCCACUGCUGCACCCGAAACAAUUUUACAAGAUGAUAAGUUCAGCAAGCUGCCUUCAAUGAAGACUUUUGAUAGAUCCCAUAACUUAAGUUUUAAAGAAUCUAAUUUGGAAGAGCAGAUCUGUCAGAAGAUAUUAACUAAAACUCUCAGUCACUCGGAGAGGCUUGGAAUGGUUUGGCCUGAACCACCAUUGGAUAUGUUGGCACAGUAUCUUCCCGACAGCACAAAAUCAUUAGCUUCAGGGAGAGCAUUACGAACAUAUUUGUCUUUCAAGUCAGUAAAUGGAGACUCUGGUCCAUUUCCAGAGGACAAUUUAGUUCCAGAUUUAAACAUUAACUAUGCAGCAGUUAAAAGUAAAAAACCAUAUUUUGUAAGGAUAAUAAGCAAGCAGAUGGUCGGAGUGUAUCUAUCAAUCUGGGUACGAAGAAGCCUCCGGAAGCAUAUUCAGAGUCUGAAAGUAUCAACUGUAGGGGUCGGUGCCAUGGGCUACAUUGGUAAUAAGGGAUCAAUAUCAGUAAGCAUGUCCAUAUAUCAAACACACUUUUGCUUUAUAUGUUGUCAUCUGACCUCUGGAGAAAAAGAGGGAGAUGAAUUAAAAAGGAAUGCUGAUGUUCAAGAAAUCCACCGAAGGACCGUAUUUAAUCCAGUUUCCAGAGUCAACAUGCCUAAGACAAUAUAUGACCAUGAAAGGAUUGUGUGGCUUGGUGAUCUCAACUAUAGGAUUAACUUAUCAUACGAGAAGACCCAUGAACUCAUCUCCAGGCAGGACUGGAAUAAAUUAUUUGCUUUCGAUCAGCUGAAAGUAGAGCUGAAGAAGGGACAUCCAUUUGAAGGGUGGACCGAAGGGGUCAUCAACUUUCCUCCGACAUACAAAUACAAGGUUAACUCAGGAAAAUACAUAAGUGAUGAUCACAAAUCUGGAAGGAGGACACCUGCAUGGUGUGACCGAAUUCUUUCCCAUGGUAAGGGUACGAGGUUACUGUCAUAUAAGACAGUUGAUCUCCGGCUGUCGGAUCACCGCCCUGUGACUGCUGUGUACAUGGUAGAUGUUGAGGUUUUCUCUUCAAAAAAGCUGCAGAGAGCUCUUACCUUCACCGAUGCAGAGGUUGAGGAACAGCUUUCCUUUGAGGAAGAUAGCACUUCUGGAAUAUACAACCUUGGACUAUAUUGAAGUCCAAAGUAAUCUUGCACACAUGCACAAUGAAAUUGAUGUUUUUCUCAAGUAUACGAGGAAAGAUUGGCCCACGUUGCCGCUUAAUCUGUCCAGCCAGUGCCUCUCUAUUUUUCAGAGACCAGCAGUUGGAACUUUGAAAUAGGUAGUUCCACUUCCAUGUACAUUUCCCCCAUGCUCUGACCAUAUUUCAAAAUCUUUUGUCAUGCAUUUUGCCAUUUUCUUUUCCUCCCCCCUCUUAGUGUUGUGCCUCGAAUGUGGAAAAAAUAAUCUCCUCUGUAACGAUCAAAUGUUGGACAGUGUAAGUUUCCUGCCGACUGAUUGAGGCAUUGUACGGUUUUUUUUUUUUAUCCCUGCGGUGCAGCAAAUGUACCUUUUAACUUAACUGAUCCCUGUUUGGUCAAACUAUCGUGGAGUUGAUUAGAUUUGGAAUCA
Molecule: messenger RNA, 2647 nt
Organism: Panicum virgatum (switchgrass)
Lineage: Eukaryota; Viridiplantae; Streptophyta; Magnoliopsida; Poales; Poaceae
Product: type I inositol polyphosphate 5-phosphatase 1-like
Exons: 10
Coding region: 182-2212 (676 amino acids)
Biological process (GO): phosphatidylinositol dephosphorylation
Molecular function (GO): inositol-polyphosphate 5-phosphatase activity; phosphatidylinositol-3,4,5-trisphosphate 5-phosphatase activity; phosphatidylinositol-4,5-bisphosphate 5-phosphatase activity
Source: RefSeq, a predicted model, not a curated record